This is a messenger RNA of Amphibalanus amphitrite, 2986 nucleotides long. RefSeq lists its product as uncharacterized. The transcript is spliced from 6 exons. NCBI's taxonomy places the organism in Eukaryota, Metazoa, Arthropoda, Thecostraca, Balanomorpha, Balanidae. Bases 1 to 1968 code for a protein of 655 amino acids. The record is from RefSeq and is a predicted model, not a curated record.
AUGUCAGUUGCUACGGAGCUGGCUGAUGAAGAUGGAGAAGAAGACGGUCUGCCGCACGCGCACAUUAUUAUCUGGCUCGACCCCGAAGAUAAGCCGCGGCCGGACACAAUCGACCAGUUCGUGUCGGCCGACAUCCCCGACCCGGUGGCGGAGCCAGAGCUGCACGCCACCGUGACCACCAAGAUGGUGCACGGCCCGUGCGGCGCCCACCGGCCGGCAGCCUCUUGCAUGACUGACGGCGUGUGCAGCAAACGGUACCCCAAGUCGUUCGCCGCUGUCACCGCGGUGACCGACAAUGGGUACCCCAAGUACCGCCGCCGGAGCCCAGCGGACGGUGGACGCACCGUCGUGCUCGACAGGCAGGGCCGCCAGGUUGUCAUUGACAACCGUUGGGUCGUCCCCUAUAACCCCCUCCUCAGCCGCGCCCUGGACUGCCACGUGAAUUUCGAAAUAAUAACUCACGCCUUCACGUGCAUAAAAUAUGUGAUAAAAUAUGUCAUUAAGGGCGCAGAUCAGGUGAUGUUCAGGGUUGCGGAUGGGGAGGAAGUGGUGGACGAGAUCGCCACCUACCAGCAAAGUCACUACCUCAGCGCCAUGGAGGCGGCCUGGCGUCUGCUGGCCUACCCGGUCCACGACCACGCGCCGACGGUGGAGCGGCUGCCGGUGCAUCUGGGCGGCGAGGACCAGCCGCUGCGCUUCGCCGCCGGCGACAGGCUAGACGAGGUGGUGCAGCGCGGGGUGGACACCAAGCUAACCAGCUUCUCCAAGCUAUGUGCUGAAGAUGAUUUCGCAGCCACUCUGUUCUACCACCACGAGGCCUGCUCGGCGCUGGGCCUGCUGGAAGACGGCCAGCACUGGCACCGGGCCAUGGCGGAGGCGGCCGUCAUCGCCUUUCCGCGGCAGCUGCGACGGCUGUUCGCCGCGGCGCUCUGGCUGGCCCAGGAGACACGUGAGCUUCAAACCUUCAAGAAACAAAUAUGUUACAUAAGUUGUAGAUAUAAUGCUGCUAAAAGGAAAGGUGGUCACCCAUGUGCAAAGUUUUUGACUAAGGCAGAGAAACAAAUUGUGUCUAUAAAAUUGUCCAGUGUAGUAAAAUCCUGUGUGGAUAAUACCAUUGUAGAUUGUUUUGAUGUGGUGAAUGGUGCGUCAGCUGGACAUGAGAGUGAUGGACAUGGAUUUGGCAGUGGUGCAUCUGGGCAUGCUAGUGACAGUGGGGCAAUCAGACAUGACAACCAAAAUGGUGAUGAGAGGUUAACCUCUUGCGGGGAGUCACCAAACAGUGAGCGUGUCAAAAGGGCAAGUGAUGAACUACUUAGUCAAUCACAAGCCGAGUGCAGGCGGCUCCGAUCCGAGAAUGCCCAGCUGCGUUUGGACUUGUACAGAGCCCAGCUGAGGGAGAGGCGCAAGGAGCAACGCCGCCCAUUGGAAACGUAUAGCAGACGACAUCAGCACCGAAUCAAGGCCCAGCUUGCUGCUACUGCGGCAGCCUAUGGACUCCAGCUGGCGCCCCAGCACACGCCCCCGCCAACCACCGAAACCGCCGAUGUACGUCGUGUCACAGCUGUUCUGGAUGAGAAUAACAUCUCCCUGCGGAAAUACAGCCGAAUAGCUGCCCUCACUCCAUCUCUCCCAAGAAAACACGCCGUUCGAGCGCAUCAGCAAAGGCUGAAUAGCUCCGUUCGUGUGCACGAUUGCGAGGGUGGCGCCCGGCGUGAUCUCGAAGACGUCCUCACCGAACUUCAGCCAACCGUCGCUAAAGGCAACAACGGUUCCAUCAGAGUGAAAUUAGCAGGAGACGGUGCUCCGGCAGGGAAGUAUCGUUCGUUCGUUAAUAUCACUGUCACUCUCAUCGAUGAGGAUCAGCCAAAGAGAACACCUAUUCUGCUUGCGACGUCAGCUAUUCGUGAGAAUUACGAGAAUCUUGCCGUCAUUCUCCAUCCUAUCAACCACUCCGUUAAGAAACUCUAGGAGACUGGUCUUGUCAUUGGCGGUAUGCAGACAAAAUUUGUUUUCUUUUUGGGCGGUGACUACAAAUUUCUUCUCACUGUUCUGGGUAUGAAUGCUGCAAAUGCCAGGUUUGCUUGUGUUUACUGUAAUUCUUCCAACGUGGUUUAUUGGAAACGAGGAGGUGGUGAGCCCAGGUCAGAGUUCCGUGUCGGCACGCAGGGCGUUAAGCGGCCAAACUUACUAGAUUCGAUCCCAGCGUCAAAUGUAGUUUUCUGCUACUUACAUCUGUUUUUGCGAACCUCUGACAAAACUCUUCUAAUGAUUCGACGUGAAGUGCCAGAGGUGCAUGUCAACUCUUUCGUUGAUUAUCUGCAUUCGGUCAUUACGUGCCGUGGAAAAAUUGUUGUCGUGAACGGCAACGUCGAAUUCUCUUGCUUAGACGGUGAAGACAGGCGGCGGAUACCCAAAGAGUUCUCAGGGAGAUGCGCUGCUUCGGUUUGUGGGAAAAGCAAGGGGCUCCCAGCUGAGAUGUUUUUUGGUCGCUUACAUCAAGGUGCUUGGAGUGGCCAAGGACAGCAGCGACGCUGCUGAGGUCGAGCAAACCUGUGGCAGCUUCAUGAAAAUGUUUUUGGCAUUAUUUCAGACAUCUAUGGUGACCCCGUACCUCCAUAUUCUUGGGCACCACUGUCACGAACUCGUUUCCCGUGUCGGCCGAAUCGGAGCAUUUGAGCAGCAGAGCGAGGAAAAGUUGAACCACAUUGUAACUUCAACUUAUUUCAGCACCACAAACUUCAAACAGUCCCCAAAGCAAAUCAUGUUCAGGCGGGCGAGGGUACUGAACCACGUUCUUUCAAACAUGGAAAACACGUGAAUGACUAUCCCUGAGGCCGAAUUAUCAGCUGUUUUCGGAUUUCAUGCUUCCGUCAUUUACCGCACAACGGAGCGAAGUGUCCAUGCUUAUAUCCCUUUCAUAUGUGCAAGGACUUUAGGAGGAUUGUUGUGUUGUGUUGUGUGCAAAGAAAUACACGCUUCGAAUAAA